This is a messenger RNA of Perca fluviatilis (European perch), 2896 nucleotides long. It is a transcript of the gene naalad2, whose product is annotated as N-acetylated alpha-linked acidic dipeptidase 2. Gene Ontology annotation, molecular function: carboxypeptidase activity. The record is from RefSeq and is a predicted model, not a curated record. NCBI's taxonomy places the organism in Eukaryota, Metazoa, Chordata, Actinopteri, Perciformes, Percidae. Bases 92 to 2308 code for a protein of 738 amino acids. The transcript has 20 exons.
AAACAAAUUACUCUCUAUCUCUGCGAGCGUGUUCUGCAGAGUCAGCGGUGUCGGUGCGUUCAGUCUCUGGGACGUAGCCUACUGCUUUAACAUGAGAAAGGAGAGCAGGCUAAUUCGGUGGAUCGGGAGGAUUGUGGUUGUGACAGCUUUGUUGUUGCUGGGCUUCAUCAUAGGAUGGUUUGCAAAGCCCACUACAAACACUACAAACCAGAUUGCUUCCAGCAAGUAUCUGAGGGAGUUUCUGGAUGAAAUGCAGUCGGACCAGAUCAGAGAGCACCUCAGGAAAUUUACACGACUCCCCCACCUGGCUGGUACAGAGCAGAAUCUGAGAUAUGCAGAGCAGAUCAGGAAAGAGUGGCUGGAGUUUGGACUGGACUCAGUGGAGAUGGUGCCCUAUGACGUCCUGUUGUCCUAUCCCAACAAAUCACAGCCGAACUACAUCUCAAUAGUUGAUCAGCUUGGCAGUGAGGUUUUUAACACUUCCUUGGCUGAGCCAGUUCCAGCAGGUUAUGAAGAUGUUUCUAACAUUGUGCCUCCAUACAGUGCCUUCUCUGCCAAAGGACAACCUGAGGGGGAUUUGGUGUAUGUUAACUAUGGUCGUACAGAAGACUUUUUUCAGUUAGAGAGGGAGAUGGGCAUCAAUGUUACUGGGAAGAUUGUCAUCGUCAGAUAUGGAAAAAUAUUCAGAGGCAAUAAGGUGAAAAACGCCAUGUUAGCUGGAGCAAAGGGAAUCAUUAUGUUCUCAGAUCCAGCAGAUUACUGGGCUGCUGGAGUCCAGCCCUACCCUGAUGGCUGGAACCUACCCGGUGGAGGAGUUCAGAGAGGGAAUGUUCUCAACCUGAAUGGAGCAGGAGACCCACUCACACCAGGGUACCCCGCUAAAGAAUACACCUACAGAUUCAGCCUUGAGGAUGCAGUGGGACUUCCAAAGAUUCCUGUGCAUCCAAUUGGCUUCCAUGAUGCAAUUCACCUGCUCAAGAACAUGGGAGGACUGAUUCCACCCAACAACUGGAAAGGAGCUCUGAAUGUCUCCUACAAGAUUGGUCCAGGCUUUACGGAUGACUUCAAGAGCCAGAAGGUGCGUAUGAACAUCCACACUAACAACCAGCUUACCAGAAUCUAUAACGUCAUUGGCAGGAUUAGAGGAGCUCUGGAGCCAGACAGGUAUGUGAUUCUGGGAGGGCACCGGGAUGCCUGGGUGUUUGGAGGAAUUGAUCCCAUGUCUGGUGCUGCAGUGGUCCACGAAACUGUGAGAAGCGCUGGCAGGCUGCUCAGUAAAGGCUGGAGGCCUAGGAGGACUUUAAUAUUUGCCAGCUGGGAUGCAGAGGAGUUUGGAUUGCAGGGAUCUACAGAAUGGGCAGAGGACAAUGCCAAGCUGCUGCAGGAGAGAGCUGUGGCCUACAUAAAUGCCGACUCUGCCAUUGAGGGCAUGUACACACUGAGGGUUGACUGCACUCCGUCUCUACACACUUUAGUGUACGACAUCACCAAGCAGAUAGCCAGUCCAGAAGAAGGAGAGGAAGGUGUUUCUCUGUACGAUAGUUGGCAUAAGAGGGACAACUGGACAAAUGACCGCAAUGCACCCAGGAUCAAUAAGCUCGGGUCAGGCAGUGAUUUUGAGGCCUAUUUUAUCCGUCUUGGAAUUGCUGCAGGUAGAGCCAGAUACACCAAGAACAAGAUAACAGAGCGGUACAGCAGUUAUCCAGUCUAUCACAGUGUGUAUGAAACCUUUGAAAUAGUGGAGAAGUUUUAUGACCCCUCCUUCAAGAGGCUUCGGGCAGUGGCCCAGGUGAGAGGCGGGCUCAUCUUCCGAUUGGCCGAUUCCCUGCUCCUCCCUCUUGAUGUCAACCAGUAUGCAGAUUCACUGAGGAAGUAUGCACAGAGUAUCGCACAGCUGGCACAGAGACACCCAGAGGAGAUGAAGAUGUAUGCGGUGUCGUUUGAUUCCUUGUUUUCUGCUGUUGAGAACUUCACCAUUGCAGCCAGGGACUUCCAUGAGCGCCUGCAGAUUCUCAACAGAGAAGAUCCUCUGCAGGUACGUGUCAUGAAUGAUCAGCUCAUGUACCUGGAGAGAGCCUUCAUAGACCCCCUGGGCUUACCUGGCAGACCCUUCUACAGGCAUGUGAUUUUUGCUCCCAGCAGCCAUAAUAAAUACGCAGGGGAGUCUUUCCCUGGGAUCUAUGAUGCAUUGUUUGACAUCGAGAACUCAGCUGAUCCAGAGAAGGCCUGGGAGGAAGUCAAGCGCCAAAUCAGCAUCGCAGCAUUCACCGUUCAUUCUGCUGCCAUGACACUAACACCACCUGCAUGAAGCACACAACAAGCCAUCUAAAGCUAUGUGAUUGAGCUAUCUAUUGACAAUUAUGUUAAAACACCAGAAUGUGAAGAGAGGGAACAUGCUACCUGCGACACACACAGAGAUGGACAAUCCCUGUGUUCCAGGAACGUCCAGAGCUCAGUCUCUGAGUGCCACUACCAGAUUACAUCUUAAUGAUUUCUUAUGAAGCUACAGUGAAGUAAUAAUUAAUGUUUUUAAUUUUUUGUUCUUGUUUUAUUUGUGAUUAACAGUUUUUUAAUUUUUUGAAUAAAGCAUACAUACAGAUACAUAUACAACACCACCUCCCACCCACCCCUCACCCAAAAACCAAACAGAACACCUCACCACCAACAGAUUCGCCUUGGUUGCACAUAGAUUUAGACCCCAUAUAAGAUUUCUUGUGCAUGUUAGGAAGAAACAAAAUUAACCUAUCAACAAUAACUAAUAGAAGGUACAAUUAUUCAAUACCAUACCACAUGCACACACAAAAAAAAUACAUGGCCAAAACAAAAUACCGUGAAUGCCUUUCUCAAGGAAUUAUAUCAAUAAACAGUCUCUUUUCUUCCUUCAUUGAAUGACAAA